Messenger RNA from Melanotaenia boesemani (Boeseman's rainbowfish), 3071 nucleotides. RefSeq names its product flotillin-2. Gene Ontology annotation, biological process: protein localization to plasma membrane; regulation of myoblast differentiation. Gene Ontology annotation, cellular component: plasma membrane. The record is from RefSeq and is a predicted model, not a curated record. The transcript is spliced from 11 exons. NCBI's taxonomy places the organism in Eukaryota, Metazoa, Chordata, Actinopteri, Atheriniformes, Melanotaeniidae. Bases 152 to 1432 code for a protein of 426 amino acids.
UUGUUGACGCUGUUAUGUUGGGCGUGAAGUAUCUUCAAUCACACUUCACACACACUUGAAUUAAAUAUCGAACUACAGCGAUAUUAUAAUUUCAACGAAGGAUUCCUCUUUUUUCUAGGGUUUUAUUUGCUCUCUGCUGUCUUCAGUCAACAUGGGAAGCUGCUUAACUGUAGGGCCAAAUGAAGCGUUGGUGGUCUCUGGUGGUUGUUGUGGCUCUGAUGAAAAGACCUACAUCGUGGGAGGCUGGUCGUGGGCUUGGUGGCUUAUUUCAAACGCCCAAAGGUUAAGUUUAGAGAUCAUGACUCUGCAGCCCAGAUGUGAGGACGUUGAGACUGCAGAAGGAGUAGCCAUCACUGUCACAGGGGUGGCCCAAGUGAAAGUAAUGACAGAACAGGACUUACUGGCUGUGGCUUGUGAGCAGUUUCUAGGCAAAUCAAUAAUGGAAAUCAAAUCUGUGCUUCUGCAGACUUUGGAGGGUCAUCUGCGCUCCAUUCUAGGUACAUUGACUGUGGAGCAGAUUUAUCAGGACAGGGACCAGUUUGCUAAACUUGUGAGAGAUGUUGCAGCUCCUGAUGUGGGCAGGAUGGGGAUUGAGAUUCUAAGCUUUACUAUCAAGGAUGUGUAUGAUAAACUGGAUUACCUGAGCUCUCUCGGGAAGACCCAGAUUGCUGCUGUUCAAAGGGAUGCAGAUAUUGGUGUGGCUGAAGCAGAAAGGGAUGCUGGGAUACGAGAGGCAGAGUGUAAGAAGGAGAUGAUGGAUGUCAAAUUUUUGGCUGACACCAAGAUGGCUGACUCCAAACGGGAGCUGGAGCUGCAGAAAGCUUCCUUUAACCAAGAAAUCAACACUAAGAAAGCAGAGUCCCAGCUAGCCUAUGAGCUUCAGGCGGCAAAGGAGCAACAAAAGAUCAGGCUGGAGGAAAUUGAGAUCCAAGUCGUGCAGAGGAAGAAGGAGAUCACCAUUGAGGAGAAAGAGAUUGACCGCACAGAAAAAGAACUCAUUGCUGUUGUCAAGAGACCAGCUGAGGCCGAGGCCUACAAAAUGCAGCAACUGGCUGAAGGGCACAAGAUGAAGACAGUGCUUAUAGCCCAAGCUGAGGCAGAGAAGAUCAAGAAGAUUGGUGAGGCAGAGGCGUCAUCAAUCGAAGCAGUUGGAAAAGCGGAGGCUGAAAAGAUGAGGCUGAAAGCUGAGGCCUACCAGCAGUAUGGAGAAGCAGCAAAGACUGCCCUAGUCCUCGAGGCCCUGCCCAAGAUUGCUUCAAAGGUGGCUGCACCAUUAGCCAAAACAAAUGAGAUAGUCAUUCUCAGCGGGGAAAGCAACCGUGUGACGGGUGAAGUGAACCGCCUUUUGGCUGAACUUCCUGUGUCCGUAAAUGCUCUCACUGGAGUUGAUUUGUCAAAGAUUCCUUUGCUGCAGAAGAUGGCAACUUCUUAAGCCUAUGAAUUGAAGACAUCACAUGACUCCAGUCUUUGUUGUAUGCACUCUCAUAGACUGCCUUUGAUACACUUGAAGAUUUUUUGUUAUUUUAUAUGUAUACUCUGUAUACUAAUUAAUUCUGGAAACCUCUGGUGCCUUACUUUAUACAGGACCAGAAAAUCUGCAUGCACUGCUGCUCAUUCAAAGAUGCGUUUUUAGUUUGAACAUGGGAUUAUUUUGUGUUUCGUUAUUGUUGUAUAUGAAAUUUAUUUAAUGGUCUCUUUGUAUGUUAUGUCAUCAAAGAGGAGAGCCAAGUAUAGACAAGUAUAAUGGUUAGAAACCUGCUUAUUCUCACCCAGGGUAUAUUCAUUAUACUUAAAAUGUGAAAACAAAUAUUUUUGGAUAUUUAUACCGUUGGGCUCUGCUUUUUCAUACAAAAAGACCACUGUUGUCACUGUGUGAAGUCUGUAAGUUGCAGGCCCUUGUUUUAAUUUAAAUACCUCACUCUUAUGAGAUCCUUCUGCAUUACUUAUAUAAACAUAUUUAUUUUCUUUUUUUGUGUGUAGAAAGUUUAUAUUGUUGUACAUAUUGUAAUUUUUAGUCAGAUGUUGCUUCACAACUCAGUAGCUAACAUUUCAUUGUAACAAAGGUGCUUGUAAUCUUAAAGGCUUCACCACAUGUCUUUCCCAUCUACAGAAUUUUAUCUCCUUCCCUCUGAAAAAAAAAUUGUCAGUCUCUUGAUAUCAAGCAGUUUGCAUUUCUUUAUUUAUAUAAGAAAACGGGUAGUAAAUUGAUCCUGUGCUGACAUGAUUAGCUUGUCAUGUGGUGCUUUAAGAGUUUGGAUUUUAAAGUAAAAUGUUGAAUGUUUUGGGUUUGAAAUAAUAAAAAAAAAAGAUUAAAAAAGAAAUAGGAAUUUAUAAAACAAAAGAGAGAGAGAGAGAGAGAUCAAUGUGGCUAGAUGGAUGAAAAUUUGGAAAAUGAAAGGUCAGAGAUGCCAAAUAGACUGUAAUUUUUUACUGUAUCACAACGAGGGACUUUACAAUUUAUCUGACGCCAAUCUUUCAUUUUCUGCUACAGUUAUCUGUAGAUGCAAAGCCAUGUUCAACAAACCAAAUUUAUCAUAUUCUAGAGAAAAUAUACUUUUCUGUUUGAUCUAUGUAUAUAUUAGCGGGAUUUCUUUAAAUGACAAAUAUACGGUGAUGUUUUAGCAUACUAAUUUAUCAGACAAUGUUAUAUUAUUUAAAACACUAAAUACUGUUAUGUGUAAUAGUGACAUGUCCUUUGUUAUUUUGGAGACAGCGCUGCUGUACAGAAUCCAUCCAUUUCCUGAGUUCAGUAGCUUGACCCCUUCCAUGUGAUAUAUCUCCUACAGACGUGACGUUAAAGUUGAGCAUCAUCUCUGAUGAAAAUUAAACAAAAAAUGCGGUGGUAGUUUUGUGUAUGAAUUAUGAAACAUACUGACAAGACUCGCAGAAGACUGUAACUGUUAGUCUUUUUUGUGUCAGAUCACUCAUUUUAAAUUCCUGUGUAAACUGACAUGGCCACGAGUAGCUUCUUUUCUUUCUUUGUUUUUUUCUUUUUUGCAUGUCAUCCUCAGUAUGCAGAACUGUGUACUUACUCUUAACUGUCAUUCUAAUAAAUUAAAAUGUAAAAAUUU